Gopherus evgoodei (Goodes thornscrub tortoise) is the source of this 4099-nucleotide messenger RNA. RefSeq names its product SR-related CTD associated factor 4 (gene SCAF4). The record is from RefSeq and is a predicted model, not a curated record. Gene Ontology annotation, cellular component: nucleus. Gene Ontology annotation, molecular function: RNA binding; RNA polymerase II C-terminal domain phosphoserine binding. Gene Ontology annotation, biological process: negative regulation of termination of RNA polymerase II transcription, poly(A)-coupled. NCBI's taxonomy places the organism in Eukaryota, Metazoa, Chordata, Testudines, Testudinidae.
UCCCACUGGGAGAGACGAUCUGUGCGGGGCCCUGCCAGCGAGACGCCGCCUGCGCGCAGAGCUCCGCCGCCGAACGGACAUGUUAGCGCGGUGCCCCUGAGCGGGACCGAGCCCCCCUCCCCCCGCGCGCCUCACACCGCCGCGGGCACCCGCACCAGCCGCCGCCAACAUGGAGGCCGUGAACGCCUUCAACCAGGAGCUCUUCUCACUCAUGGACAUGAAACCUCCUAUCUCCCGAGCAAAGAUGAUUCUCAUUACUAAAGCUGCCAUUAAAGCUAUUAAGCUCUACAAGCAUGUAGUCCAGAUAGUAGAGAAGUUUAUCAAAAAGUGCAAACCAGAAUAUAAAGUCCCUGGAUUAUAUGUUAUUGACUCUAUUGUUCGUCAAUCUCGUCACCAGUUUGGAACAGACAAGGAUGUUUUUGGGCCAAGAUUUUCUAAAAAUAUAACUGCCACAUUCCAGUAUUUAUAUCUCUGUCCAUCUGAAGACAAGAGUAAGAUAGUUCGUGUCCUGAACCUUUGGCAGAAAAAUGGAGUGUUUAAAAUAGAGAUCAUUCAGCCUCUCCUGGAUAUGGCAGCAGGAACUAGUAGUGCAGCCCCAAUGGCAGAAAAUGCUACAAAUAAUGAAGGUUCACCACCCUCUCCAGCAAAGGUUCUAUCUGAACCCACCCAGGUCACUGCUAAUUCAGUACCUACUGUAUCACAAUUGCCUAGUUCUGAUGCCUUUGCAGCUGUAGCUCAGUUAUUUCAGACAACACAAGGACAACAGCUUCAGCAGAUUCUUCAGACUUUUCAGCAGCCUCCAAAACCCCAGUCUCCAGUCAUAGAUAAUACUGUGUGGCUCAGGUUCAGGCUAUUACUGCUCAGCUAAGACUACAACAACACAACACCAGAACAAAAAGCUGCUUCCCAACCACCUGAGCAAAAAACUUCUUUUGAUAAGAAGCUGCUAGAUCGAUUUGACUAUGAUGAUGAGCCAGAAGCAGUAGAAGACUCAAAGAAAGAGGAUUCAGCUCCGUCUCCUUCCAUUUCUCAACCACCAUUUCGGAUUUCGGGAGAAGGUAUGCAGCAGCCAGUAUAUCCACCUCCCAAUAUAGACCCAUUUCAAUCACGGCUGAUGGGAAUGCAGCAAGAUCCAAUGCACCAUCAGGUCCCGCUCCCUACUAAUGGACAAAUGCGGUUUGGACUUCUACCUACCCCACAGUUUCCUAUGGCUCAGCCUGUGAUACCGCAAACACCAGCCGUGCAGCAAACCUUCCAAUCUCCUUUCCCAGUACAGAGUGAACCACACAUACAGAAAACACAUCAGCAGGAUAUGGAGGUGGAACAGCCCUGUGUUCAGGAAGUUAAACGACAUGUUUCUGAUAACAGAAAAUCAAGAUCUAGAUCAGCGUCAAGAUCUCCAAAAAGGAGACGAUCGAGGUCUGGAUCUCGAUCUCGAAGGUCGCGUCAUCGUCGUUCUCGUUCUCGAUCCCGGGAUAGGCGCCGACACUCUCCUAGAUCUCGGUCGCAGGAAAGGCGUGAACGAGAAAAAGAGAGAGAACGCAGAUCAAAAGGUCUUCCUCAAAUCAAAUCAGAAACUGUUAGUGUAUGUAGUACUACACUCUGGGUAGGACCAACUAGACAAAGAACAACUCAGCAGGAUGUUGGGAAGUCUUUUAGGAGUUUUGGCCCGAUUGAAUCUAUAAAUAUGAUACCGCCUAGAGGAUGUGCCUAUAUUGUAAUGGUUCACAGACAGGAUGCUUACCGUGCCCUACAAAAACUGAGCCGAGGCAACUUCAAAGUCAAUCAGAAAUCUAUAAAGAUUGCGUGGGCUUUAAAUAAAGGAAUUAAACCAGACUAUAAGCAGUAUUGGGAUGUAGAAUUAGGUGUUACCUAUGUACCGUGGGACAAAGUGAAGCCUGAAGACCUUGAAAGUUUUUGUGAAGGAGGAAUGUUGGACAAUGAAACUCUUAGCCCAGAGUGGAAAGGAAUUUCUAAGAAAUCUGAAAAUGAAGUAGCUCAAAAUGGAGGUGCAGAAACUACACAUAAUGAACCAGUGUCACCUAUCCCUAAAGCAUUGCCUGUUCCAAUUCCUGUUCCCAUACCAGCGCCUAUAACAGUACCUCCUCCACAGGUUCCACCACAUCCAUCGGUUCCACCACAUCCAUCAGGUCCUCCUGUAGUUGGUGCACUUCAGCCUCCUACUUUCACGGCUCCUUUAGGGAUCCCUCCUCCUGGGUUUGGCCCUGGUGUACCACCACCACCUCCAUUUUUGCGACCUGGAUUCAAUCCAAUGCAUUUGCCCCCAGGUUUUCUUCCUCCUGGACCGCCACCUCCUAUAACCCCUCCAGUAUCUGUUCCUCACACUCCAGGAAUAAGCAUCCCAAAUUCUACUGUGGCUGGCAUAAAUGAAGACACUACAAAAGACUUAUCUAUUGGAAAUCCCAUUCCAACUGUGGUUUCUGGAUCGAGAGGGAAUGCUGAAACUAGUGAUGGAUCCAAAAUAUUUGGAACCGGUCCACCACCUGUAGCACCCACUAACAUACCUCCUCCACCUGUCACCCAACCUAUUCCACUUCUUGGUACUCAAGGGGUUACACCACCUGCUCCUGUGAUCGGGCUACAGGCACCAUCUACUGGCCUCCUUGGUGCACGGCCUGGUUUAAUACCACUCCAGCGACCUCCAGGAAUGCCACCACCUCAUCUACAACGGUUUCCCUUGAUGCCACCUCGGCACAUGCCUCCUCAUAUGUUGCACAGAGGUCCACCUCCAGGACCAGGGAGCUUUGGAAUGCCUCCACCACAUGGAAAAAACCCUUUUCCACCACCUGGUCACUUUGUCAGGCCUGGUGGGAUACCGGGAGUUGGAGGACCAGGUGGGCCUGAAGAUAAUAGAGAUGGGAGGCAGUUUAGGAAUGAUAGGCAGACAUUCACUCCUAAUAGAGACCAGGAAAGGUUUGGAAGGAGGUCUUUUGGAAACCGGGUAGAAAAUGAGCGUGAGCGCUAUGGUAACCGCAACGAUGAUAGAGAUCAUGAGCGACUUGGUAAUCGCGAAAGGAGAGAAUGGGGAAGAAGAAGCCCUGAACGUGAUAGACAUAGAGACUUGGAAGAGAGAAAUAGACGGUCCAGUGGACACCGAGACAGAGAGAGAGAUUCUGGAGAUAGGGAGUCUCGUAGAGACAAGGAAGAAAAUCGAGGAAAGGAAAAACCUGAGCUGACAGACAGGGCAGAUGGUGACAAAAACCAUGAAUCUCAUAGUGGCAAAGUGGAAAAUGCAGACAUUGUUUCAGAACUUAAUAAAGGGGAGUCUGGACCUACAGGUAAACCUGAUGAAGAGUUAACAUCUGAGGCUACCUCAUCUGUUGAGCAAGCCGAAAAGGAUACUGGCUCAGUUGUAGAGGCUCCUCGCUAGAGACUGGAAUUUUGUCAAAAACGUGACAGUGACAUUUAAUGGAGUGUAGAGCUUUAGAGUUGUACAGUACUGCUGUAUUAUAUUUGCUUCUGCUAUACCACAGCCCCUCAGUAGUUUGUGGGGAAUUGUAAGCAAUUUGAUUGCUUCCCUUCUAUUUAAAAUAGCGUCAACAUAACACAAAAUACUGAAGAUAUGAAUAUUACCCAUUUUUGCUGUAACUUUUUUAAAGUUUUGACUUUAAAAAGUUUACAAAUCAGAAGUAGAAGUGCUUUCUAUUUUUUUUUUUAAUUUAAGAAAAGGUAACGGUGAAAGCUUCUCAAAACAAUAGGGAUGUGUUUUAAUAAACUCUAUUUUCGUAACAAACUUUAACGUGUGCUAUUCUUCCUACACUGCACUGAAGUGGAAAAGGAUUGUUCAACAUCUUAAAGUUUGAACUGUUAAUGCUGUACUGGAGUCUAAAUUAGACUGUUUUGUUUAUAAUUGUUAAAAAGAAAUACAUCUGUUUGUGUAGCUAUUCACAAAAGCAAAUUUUUAUUUGUAAUAGUUUUGAUUUUUAGAUUGCUGCAUUUUAAUGAUCUACUUGACCAUACUAGGUAAAGGUUAGUGGUUUUAAAAUGUUAGUUCGAAGAGGUAAUUGUUUAAGUGUUUGCAAUGCAAUCAAGGUUUUAUUUUUUCUCCAAUUGGUUCUAUAAUAAAUGUUGCCCUAAU